GCCUGCGUGGGGCGGAGACUCGAGCCAGAGCCUGGGGUCCCGCGUGGGAUCCUGCGGGCUGCGGCUGCGCUCCCCGCAGAGUGACCUUGGGCCUAGCGUGGCCCCUGUGUGUGCGCCUCCAUUUCCCGCGGCCUCCACGCCUGCGGGGGCUGCUUGUUACAGAGGACAUAGCCCAGAGAGGUGAAGGUGCUUACCCGAAGUCACACAGCAGGUGACCCCGUAUGCAGCAGGAAUGUCUGAAGAGGAGGCAGCUCAGGGCCCCCAGCCCAGCCUGUCGGAGCCAGAGCAGGAGAACGUGGUGCAGCGCGUGGCGGCGCUGCCGGUCGUCAGGAGCACGUGCACGGCGGUGCGGGACGCGUACAGCUCGGCCAAGGACAGACACCCGCUGCUGGGCUCCGCCUGCCGCCUGGCCGAGUACUGCGUGUGUGGCCUGACAACCUGCGCCCUGGGCCGCGCCCGGCCCCUGCUCGAGCACCUGCAGCCACAGCUGGCCACCGUGAACCACCUGGCCUGCAGGGGCCUGGACAAGCUGGAGGAGAAUCUGCCCUUUCUCCAGCGACCCUCGGAGACGGUGGCGACCCCAGCCAAGGACACGGUGAGCAGUGGGGAGUCUGGUGUCGCAGGCCUGGCACGGCGGGGCCGGCGCUGGAGCGUGGAGCUGAAACGGUCCGUGAGCCACGCCGUGGACGUCGUGCUGGGCAAGUCGGAGGAGCUGGUGGACCACUUCCUGCCCAUGACGGAGGACGAGCUCAUGGCUCUGGCGGCCGAGGCCGAGGGUCCGGAGGUGGCCUCAGUGGAGGAUCAGAGGAGACAACAGGGCUACUUCGUGCGCCUGGGCUCCCUGUCGGCGCGGCUCCGCCACCUGGCGUAUGAGCACUCUCUGGGGAAACUGAGGCAGAGCAAACACCGCGCCCAGGACACGCUGACUCAGCUGCAGGAGACUCUGGAGUUGAUCGGCCACAUGCAGUGUGGGGUGGACCCCCCCACCCCAGCCUGCCCCGGGAAGGCCCACCAGCUGUGGGAGGACUGGAGCCGGCGUCCCCCCGAGAACGGCCGCCGCCGGAGCCAGGCAGAGCUGGAGACCCUGGCGCUGUCCCGCAGCCUGACGCGGGAGCUGCGCGGCUCGGUGGACAUCCUGGAGGCCAGCGUGCGGGGCCUGCCCCCGGGCGCCCAGGAGAAGGUGGCCGAGGUCCGGCGCAGCGUGGACGCCCUGCAGGCUGCCUUUGCCGAUGCCCGCUGCUUCGGGGACGUGCCGGCCGCGGCGCUGGCCGAGGGACGGGGCCGCGUGGCCCGGGCCCACGCCUGCGUGGACGAGCUGCUGGAGCUGGUGGUGCAGGCCGUGCCGCUGCCCUGGCUGGUCGGGCCCUUCGCACCCAUCUUGGUGGAGCAGUCCAUGCCCCGGCCCGACCUGAUGGCCCAGGUCGACGAGGUCAUCGGGGGCCCCGACCCCCGCUGGGCCCACCUGGACUGGCCAGCCCAGCAGCGAGCCUGGGAGGCCCAGCACGGGGACGGGACGGGCCUCCCAGGGGAUGUGCCCGAGGAGGGGGAGCCCGAGCCCCCCAGCAGCCCAGUUAAGCACACGCUGAUGCCCGAGCUUGAUUUCUGACCCAGAGGGCGCUGAUGGGGUAAACCGAGGCAGUGGCAGCCGCCUUCCCAUCCGAGAUUCUUGCUGCCCCCAUUGUGGCCAUGCGUGGCUUUGGCAUCGGGCUGGGGGGUAGGGGCAGAAGUCAGUAUCCAAACCCACCUUCGCUGGGAGCUUUUCCGCGGACCUAGGGGGAUACCGAGGCACCCAGAGAGGGGCGGUAGGGGAGCCUCGAACCCAACUCAGGUGAAGCUGAUCAAAACUCUUUUCCCAGAGAAACACAUUUUGCCCACCUUUGGGGUGCUGAGCUCCCUGGCUUCCAGGGAGAAGAGGGUAAGAAGAUUGCCCGUCUCCUCCCAGCCUGUCCCUCCUGGACCUGAGGGGCCCCCAGAGGCUCCACUGGGGCCCCCGCCAGGCCCACUUGCUUUGCCGUUUGGGGUUUUUUCUUGAGAAUAAAGGUGCUUCAUGUUCGCCCAA
Choloepus didactylus (southern two-toed sloth) is the source of this 2059-nucleotide messenger RNA. It is a transcript of the gene PLIN5, whose product is annotated as perilipin 5. The transcript is spliced from 9 exons. Gene Ontology annotation, biological process: positive regulation of triglyceride storage; lipid storage. The record is from RefSeq and is a predicted model, not a curated record. Gene Ontology annotation, cellular component: cytosol; lipid droplet. Bases 233 to 1606 code for a protein of 457 amino acids. Lineage: Eukaryota; Metazoa; Chordata; Mammalia; Pilosa; Megalonychidae.